Molecule: messenger RNA, 1947 nt
Organism: Rhineura floridana
Lineage: Eukaryota; Metazoa; Chordata; Lepidosauria; Squamata; Rhineuridae
Gene: IRF9
Product: interferon regulatory factor 9
Exons: 10
Coding region: 166-1638 (490 amino acids)
Biological process (GO): immune system process; regulation of transcription by RNA polymerase II
Cellular component (GO): nucleus
Molecular function (GO): RNA polymerase II cis-regulatory region sequence-specific DNA binding; DNA-binding transcription factor activity, RNA polymerase II-specific; protein binding
Source: RefSeq, a predicted model, not a curated record
UUCUUUUUUUAUGACCUUUUCCUUCUUUCUUAGUUUGUGUUGUUUGUUGCUUCCUUACCGAGGGCUGAGUCAGGGCAGAGUCUGAGUUCAAUGGAGCUUUACUCCCAGAUUCUAGUGAUAUUUCUAGCGUUUUGGAUUUAGAACAAAUCAAGAGAGGUGAGGGAGAUGAGGAACAAGAGACAGGAAAGACUUCAGACACAGGCUGGGAAAUGGUUCCAAAAGGCCAGUGCUGGAGGAAGAAACGGCAGGGGAGCAACAGGAAGCCUGAACCUUAAGCUAUGUGAAGCCAAUCCCUCUGCUCUGCAACAACCUGGACUAGAUGAUGAUCCUUUAAAAAUGAAUUUUGGUUUUUGGGCAUCAAGGAUGGCGACAUCCCGUCGGGGGGUGCGUAAUACCCGGAAGCUGCGUCAGUGGGCUGUGGAGCAGGUGGAGAGUGGGAAGUUCCCGGGGGUGGUCUGGCAUGACCCCCCUCACAAGACCAUGUUCCGCAUCCCGUGGAAGCACGCUGGGAAGCAGGAAUUCCGACACGAAGAGGAUGCUGGUUUUUUCAAGGCUUGGGCAAUCUUUAAAGGAAAGUACCAGCCAGGGGAGCGCCUCGACCCUGCCUCUUGGAAGACACGCAUCCGCUGCGCUUUGUCCAAGAGCCCUGAGUUUGAGGAGGUGCGCGAACACUCCCAGCUGGGCACUGCAGAGCCCUACAAGGUCUACCGCCUGGUGCCCCUGCCUGAGCAGUGUCUUGGGAGCCAAUCUAAAGCGAGGAAGGCAAAGGCGCCGAGGUCAGAAACUUCCAACAGGUCUUCUGGAAAGGGGAAUGGCAAUCCUGAUGGUAGCGUCCCUCAGCCGACUGCCGCCCUUUGCAACCUGAAGAUGGAAUCGAGUUCUGGGUCAGAAGCCUUGCCCAGCCAUGCUCCAAGCGCCUUUGCCUCUUUGGACGUCCAGAAUGGGGAGACGAGCCCUCAGCCCAGUGAGACAGCGUUGGCUGACAAUGAGAUUCUUCUCCACUGGAUGCCAGCAGUCGCCCAGACAGUGCCCGUGGCAGAGAUGGGAACAGAGAACUUUGUUCUGCUGUCUGUCUCCUACAGCGGUGAGGUGGUCCUGAGACACUUGCUCCCAGAGGGCGAGUUUCUGAUCACGUCUCUCGCUGCCUCUCCGAGGACUCCCGCUAGCAGCAUGCGCCGCGUGGUGCUGCCGCCCCCGUCCAGAAUCAAGGACCCUCAGAAGCAAGGGGACACUCUUCGGCUGCUGAAGGAUCUGGAGCGAGGCGUGAUGGCGGCCAGUAACCUGAAAGGGAUAUUCAUCCAGUGCCGAGGCAAAGCCAGCAUCUCCUGGCAUGGACCACAGGGCCUCCAGCCCCAUGGGAAGCUGGAGAGUAAUGCCUACCUUCAGCUGUUCAGCACCAAGGACUUUAAGUCAGCCUUGGAGGAAUACCGUCUGGGCCUCAGGCCUCUGCCUGAGCACCAAGUUACUCUCUGCGUAGGAGAGGAAUUGGCAGAGAAUGACCAUGUGGACAGCAAGCUCAUCAUCAUCCAGAUGGAACAAAUCUUUGCUCUGGAUGCUGUCUCUCCUCCUGGAACCCUUCAUACGGCACAGACAGCUUCUGCCCAGAUCCUCUUAGUCACUUCAGGCGUCUCAGCCUGAGCAAUGAGAAGCUUUUAAUCCCUGCCUGCUCCUGGGGAGUCCGAACACUGAGAAGACAAAGCACCUUGCCUUGCACAUUGGCUUUGGGGCAGCACUUUGUGGGGCUUGUAACCCGUUUGGGUGAGCAGGCCCAUCUGGAACCUUGAACUGUUUCUCGGGGUGGCAUUUCCUCUCUUCUUUGUGGUUUAGGGCAGGACCUCCUACUUUGCUCAUUCCUGCACAUCAACCAACUUCUACCUGUAAAUUUGUGCUCGUUAUAUAGAAACAUAUUAAACACUAGAGCAUAAACCAAGAGUCAGUGCCCAGUAA